Molecule: messenger RNA, 1578 nt
Organism: Caenorhabditis remanei
Lineage: Eukaryota; Metazoa; Nematoda; Chromadorea; Rhabditida; Rhabditidae
Exons: 7
Coding region: 1-1578 (525 amino acids)
Source: RefSeq, a predicted model, not a curated record
AUGAACAUUUGUUGUUGUGGUGGAGCAAUGGGCAGAUUCUAUACAAAAAUGAUAGAACGGUUGACGGGUGGCUCAACGUCGCCAACGUCCGAUCAGAAUGGGAAUAGUCAUCUUCCUCCAGCGCCACGUCAUCACUCGUCUCAUCAUCAAAUUGAGACGAUCAGUGGCUCGUCGAAAUUACGAGCUCAAUCAGGCAGUCCUGCACUGAAUAGAAAAAAGAGACCAGAGGUCGCAGUUGCUCCAUUGGCUCACAAAAGUCGACAUUUGAGCGAAUCUCGAGAUGAAAUGCGCACCGAGCGACGUGGCAGUGGUGGUGGUGGACAGAUUAAUCUUCCAGCCUACACUAACUUUUUAAUGAGACAUCCAGGAGAAGAACGCCUUGUUGAUGGUCCAGUCACAACUGCCAGUGAUGCACGGAUCGCCUACUUGGAGAAGAAAAUCAGAGAGCUAGAGAUGUCACAGAAGGAACAACAGAGCUCGAAUUCCACGCCGAAUCAGUCAAGACAUUCGUCGUCCAAAUCGUCUCACUUCAAUGGAAGCACAAAUAUGUCGACAAGUGAACAGCUUCGAGUGCAGGAGAUGAGUGAAGAGUUGGCGACGAAGGAGCGAAAAGUGACAUCCCUUGAAUCGAAACUGCUGAAAGCGUAUCAGAAAAUUGAACGUCUCAAUGAGGAUUACAAUGGGAGAAUCAAGGGACUAAUGUACGAUUCGGAAAGAGCAAGAGAUGAUUUGUCACGGUGUCUCGAUAAGAUUCAGCUAUUAGAAGGAGAAUUAGACGAGACACGAGCUGCUGCUCAGAAUGGAGAUCAUGCCAACGAGCAGGAGUAUCAUGAUCUUCGUGAUAAGAUCUGGAAACAAGAGCGAGAACUUCAGGAGAGCCGGACGUUGUUGACUCGCUUACGUGAAAAAGAAGCUGAAUUCGAGAGAAUGAGAUCAGAGAAAGGAUAUCUCGAGUUGAAGAAUGAGAAUUUGAAUAAGAAGCUGGAAGCGAAGAAGCGAGCGGUCGAGGAGUUGGAAAGAAGAUCAACACCACUGGCUGACGAGAUGGAGACGAUGUCAGACAUAAGACCCUCUUUGGCUAGACCGUACACGAAAGCUCAUUCUACGUUGGGAUCGCACAACAUGUCACCAUUAUCUCAUUCGAAAUCUAGUGGUCUCACCAAAAGUUUCUCGAACUUUGCCCUCAACUCGUCCAAACAACGUGACGAUAUCACACCGAUGAUGAGUCGAUCGAUUCGUGAACAGAAUCGUCAUAUCACUAUGUGCCGAGCAAUGGUUGUCUGCCUAAAAGAUACGGUUGAUCGAAUGGCUCGUGGAGAGAAUCCAGAUGUUGCUCGUCUUCUUGGUGUCAAGCUGAAUGUGAUGUCGGAAAGUGAGAUGGACGAUGAUGAAGAUUUCGAGGCUGAUGAAUCGAAACCAUUCUCGAUGAUGUCUGCUGAAUCAGCGCUCGCAAAGCAAUGUACAAAAUUGGCUGAUCUCGACAAAGACCUUGACACAAUCCGAUGCCAACUAGCCGAUUGGCAUGGUCAAACGAGUGCAGAAGGAGAGGGCGAUCGUGAAGUGUGUCGAGUACAGUAG